UUUGCUCAACGAUUGUCAGUCUUAGUUUAGUGGUCACAUCAUUAAUUUGAUCUUACCGGCAAGGCAGCACACGUGCUUCGAGUUACAAGUCAGCAAUCUCAGUGAAGAUUACACAAAGUUCUUUAGCGAAAAUGUUCAAAUUGAUCAUCGUUUCCGCCCUGGCCGCCGUGGCGCUGGCCCAGAACCCCGACGCCGAGGCCCAGAUCAUCGCGUCCGACAGCGAGGUCAACCCGGACGGCUCGUACCGGUGGAACUACGAGACGAGCAACGGAAUCCGCGCCCAGGAGGAAGGCGUCGGUGGCCAGUCCGCCCAGGGCAGCGCCUCGUGGACCGACCGCGACGGAACCCCCAUCCAGCUGACCUACGUCGCCGACGUGAACGGAUUCCAGCCCCAGGGCGCCCAUCUGCCGCGUGAGGGACCCGCCCCCGCCCACGUGCUCAAGACCCUGGAGUUCAUCCGCGCCAACCCGCCCAAGGAUGACCCCAACUUCAACAUCCAGGCCCUGGAGGCGGAAAUCGCCAGACUGCAGUCCCUCCAGUAAGAAGCGGAACAAUGGCCGCAACGCCUGGAACUCGCAGCGACCUGAGCACAUACUCAAAAAGAUCAAAAGAAGCACACAACCCUGAAAAGACGCAGUGAAAUUUCCCAACCGAACGAUUGUGUAAAUUUGUUGUAAAUAUUACUUUUAUUAGCGUGUAAUUUUCUUUCCGUGCAACACAAAACGGGAUUUGACAAUCCACUUUUCUCUUCCUGUUUUUUAAUUCAAUCCUUUUGAGUUAAAACCCUUUUUUUCAAGCGAUGCAUUUAAUGCCUUACUCGCGAACAAAUUUCAACAAUCUUCACCGUUUGUUCAUGAUUUUAAAACGUUAACCAAUUUGAAGGAGAUUAUGAAAAUUCAACCCAGCAGCAGAAGGCGUUAAACGUCGAAAAGUCAAUCUGCAAUCUGAACUUUGAACACCGCAAACGAGUGUGGGGAAAGGCGAAGAUGAUAUUACAAAACGAAAAAAAAAUAAAAUGCAAUCUUUACUAUUUUAUAAACUGUUAAACCUAUAAAUGACGCAAGACAAACAGAAACUCAGCUAAAGAAAGUGAGAGAAAGAGAGAGAGAGCAAAGAGAUAGUGAAACGAUACCUUCUCAAAUGACAUAACUUGUUCAUACAAAUAAAGGAUACUUUAAAAUAAGAAAAA
Molecule: messenger RNA, 1189 nt
Organism: Culex quinquefasciatus (southern house mosquito)
Lineage: Eukaryota; Metazoa; Arthropoda; Insecta; Diptera; Culicidae
Product: pupal cuticle protein
Exons: 2
Coding region: 132-542 (136 amino acids)
Cellular component (GO): chitin-based extracellular matrix
Molecular function (GO): structural constituent of chitin-based larval cuticle
Source: RefSeq, a predicted model, not a curated record